Molecule: messenger RNA, 6987 nt
Organism: Spirometra erinaceieuropaei
Lineage: Eukaryota; Metazoa; Platyhelminthes; Cestoda; Diphyllobothriidea; Diphyllobothriidae
Source: the annotation of a GenBank genome assembly
AUGGGAAACGACCAGGGAUGCAUCUGCGGUGAGGAGGAGGAGGAGGAGGAGGAGGGGGAGGUUGGCUGGGGGCGGGUUUAGCCAUAUUUAUGUAAAGUUACCCGUCCGGCCUAUUGGAAUCCACCAAAGCUGAUGCAAUAAGCUGACUGCCGAAACAGGACUUCCUAAGUAAUCAGUUUAGAAUCCAUGGGGUGGCUGGGCGGGUAAUUGGGCCCAAAUAUGAUUAAACUCAUGGUUCCCGGUGGGGCUGUGUAGUUCAGGGGCACUGUGGGUUGGCCGUUCUGAAGCCCUCCCUUUCCUGUUGUGGGUUCACUUCCCGCCGAGGUCGCCGAGUUUUUCUCAAUUAGGUCGAAAUGGAUUAUUAAAAAUCUGCCAAAACAUCCAUUGAAGUUAUUAAGUCAAAUGACUGGAAAAUUCCCGUGUUUUUUUAAAUUACCAUAGUGUCUAAUUAACAAACGAACGACUUCUCAGUAUAUCUCAUGAUAGAUAGACACUGCAACUACACUGCGCACCAUUCUGUACCGUAUAAGUGAGUCGGCGAAGGAAAUGGGAAAUAUUUCAAUGAACGGUUCGAUGAACGUUUGUUAUCAAACCUCCUUAAUUAUGCCAUACGAUCCAAAGUCUUUUAAUGGAAGAACAAGUAGAGUGCAUAAGAUGGUGAAACUUGACAAAGAAAUCACAUAAAAGCUGCAAACAAAGAACCAUAUUUAACGAAACCUGUCUUGAUGCGUUUCUAUUUUACUUCCCACUCUAAUCAGCUUUGGGAUAAGUUUUGACCUUGUCAGCGUCUGGCAAAAAUGAAGACGUUUAUUAUAGUCUAAUGGAUUACAAAGCUAUAGUUAACCAUCUCGCUAACAUACAGAGUUUACUUCAGCUUUGCAUUUUUGACUAAAGCAAGAGACGAAAUAAUGCUCGGAAAAUCAUGACAACAAACACGAGGCACUUGGGUUGUAAAGACUGAAAUAGAACGCUGACAGUCAAUUUCAGCGGAACGGAAAAGUAAGGGUACGCUCGACAAUUUAGACGCUGUUUAAAUCAUCCAAUUUUAUACACGAGCCUCAUGAUUGUAUCAUAGUGCUAUUACUUUGCAGACGAUAAGGUGACAAGAGCCUUCACGGGUGCGUGUCAAGGCGGCUACUGUUCAAGCGAGAUGCACUUAGCGAAAAUCGGAAACACUUUUGUUCCGUCUUUGCAUUUUCUUAGGCGUCACUGCACAUAUGGUCACAUAUGACUGGCGCAGCCGCCAAGCGUAAAGCCUAUUGAAGCAAAGUCAAGCUUAGACCAGAGUAGUUAAUGUAUCUCAAGAUAAGGGAACACGGGGUUAUUUAGAUGAAGUCGAGUAGUUUUUUAAAGACCACAUUUCUUCUGUAUGGCAGUGUCAUCUUGCGAUAGGUUCAGCAUUUACAUUAAAUAAUGCCACCAGUCAUUGAAGUUUAUCAGUAGUUUUGUGAGAUCAUUUGUGCAGCAUUUUGCAUUAAAAUCUCCAUAGUUUUUCAUAAUACUCGAACUCUUUGGACAAUCACAAAAUCUCUGUUUUUGCUGCCUGUUUGGGGCGGUAAUAGCGCAGACCUGUUAAACAAAUCCACACGUACGUAGGUGCUGUGGUUCAUUUCUAUAACUUAGUCAGAAGUUGAUUUGUUUCUCCGCCUCCAAUGACGACUGCUCUGAGAAGUAGCGAAAAUGGCGAUGCGCGUUUAUUUCCUAGUCCUUACGUUUAAUUUGAUGCACCUAACUUUGUUUCCCGCGCGUUAGGCGUGUCUGGAGUUUGCAUUUAAGGUUUUCACAUGCCUAAUAUUCUGCUAUUGCUAACAUAUCUUUUCUCCUUAGGUCACACUGAUUAAUUGUAUGCACAUCGAUAGGUCACUUUUUCCGGACAGAAUGUCUCACUAGUCUUAGAGUCGCGAAAAUUAUCCACACAAUCUCCGCUAAUGACUGGUGUUGGGACCUUGAAUUGUUACAGUCGUUAUGCCCCGGUUUGAAUUUCUUAAAACUCAUCGUGUUAUAACCUAUCAAAAUUGCUUUGAUCGCAGGUUUCGUAAUUAUACCUACAAAAUGGCCCAUGAUAGGAUCUGGUCACAUUUUCGAAACAGAUUUUUAUACUGUUUUUUUGUUGCCAUUGGCUAUUCUGGCAGUAGUACUAAAUGGCUUAUAGGAAGUAAGUGUACUUUUUCAUCUUCCCUUAUGCCGAAUUACUACAAUUCUUAUUGUCUCUUAGAGGAUCUCAAAAAAGAUCAAAAGUCACGAAUACAAUGAAAAUACUGGAUAAAACUAUAAUUGGGAAAAAUUUACGGAUGUGAAUGUUGAAGACAAAUGGCUGGUAAGCAAGCAGUCGAAGCUCGAGGCAGUGCUUCUGAUGCCUACCGUCUGCCGAUUACCCGAACCUUUCAUUGGGUAAUAAUGAAUAAUUUCGAACGUCACCCUGAAUGCUCCGCCUUUACUGCUGCUAAUUUCUCGCAAACCUUUGAUCAAAGCCUGUCUGGUCGUGAGGUUAACAAUGGGUGACAAAUGCGCCAAUAUGCCAUUACGUGUUCCUGCGAAUAUGGAAAGAAACUGGGUAAAACGAACCGGAACUCCCUCGAUUGCAUUCUGAAAUCCGGGACUAAACGAUGCAAAGGCAUGAUUUUUGGUGCAGGAGAAUGAGGAAACGCAGUAUGAUUGCAAAGCAUGUUGAAAUUACAUGCAAACGUUCGUGGUCACAAUACACUGACAGCAUUCAGAUUUAUACCCAUUGCGAAGUGACCUCUUGUUAUGUCCGAAGGUUUUAGAUGACCCACCCUUAGAGCUCUAGCGAUCACGUUGCUGUAAAAGAACUGAAAUCCGCUGACAAAUGUUCCUCAUCGCCGUCUCCCAGCCCGAAAUGCUAACGGGUUUUCGUUUUACUCCGCUGCAUGACCCGUUUUGUUUAAAUGCAAAAUACGGGGCGCAGUUAUGUAUCCGUUGACAAAGGUACAUGUUGUGCUAGAAUUGUUUUGCCAAGAGUGUCCAUCUCAAGUCGCUGGCUGCUUCAAAAGGAACUGUUGAGUCCUUACCAGAGACUGUUAAAGACAGCAAUUACGGAACCCCAUUUAUUCCAAUAACCUUCCUUGUUCUACUAUGCAGAAUAAGAAAUAUGCAAGCAAAAAUUAGGCGCCGCACAUGUACCACUGAAGGGCUUCUUCAACAUGCAUGGUCUCAUCCCCACGUGCCAAAAUAUAUUGAACGCAUGCUUUCGUCUUUGGAUCGCUUCGCCUUGGAAGUAUACCGAACUGGUUUUUCAGUGCCUAGUACAUUUACAGCAGCAUUCUGUGACAGCUGUAGGACGGCCUGUAUUCUGGAACGCAAAUUUCUCAUAUAAGGCUUUAUUUCCCAAUAUUUGGAAUGGCUAAAGCAAAGGUCACUGUAGUUUAUUCAGAACUUCCGAGACCGUGCGACUCUGAGCUUGUAGCGGCAGUUCUACUGAUGAGUGAUAACCUCUGAAACAUCUGAGCGCUUGUUUUGCAUGCGUUAACCUUUGGGAGUGAGAUCGGUAGUUACGACCAUUUUCUACGAUGGUAUACUAGUCCCUUAGCUGGUUGCUGAGGAUAACUCGUCAGUAAAGUGAAUGAGCUAAAGAUUACGUAGCAAAGGCUAUAAGCGACCUAUUAGGCAAUGCGGACAUGGAGGAGAGAACGCCUACUCUGCAAAGUAUUUAAACUAAAAAAUUAUCAUUUAUGUGCCGCUCCCUCUUUCCUCAAUCUGUUUUGACUUUCUAGACGUUUGUCGCCUAAAGCAAAGGGUUUGAAUGAUUUCCGCAAAAGUCCAAACUGUCGUACGCAUUAUUUAUCCUUUAAACUGAAAUGUUUAGCAUAAAAUGCACAUUGCGGCUUGUUGUCCAGGCCAGAUAGCAUCCUCUGUAUACUAGUAAAACGAGGAAAAGUGCAUAGUUUUGGUAAAGAUGAGUUCAGUCUUUUUAUUAACCUGGGUAGUAGGGAGUGCCGUGGGCGGUGAUACACAUUCCACUUUUACGGUCACACCAGAUUCAUCGAUGCGUUUAGAUGAACGUUACCCAGACUUACACUGACGAGGAUACCCUGCCUCACAAAUGCUGUCAGCAAUUACCACGCACAAAGUGUAGUAUAGGAGACGCCAACUGGCCUGAUGAUGUAGACACGACUAUUUUAAUAAGAUAAACUUAUAAACAGUAUACUGACAGUCCCCGUCAAACGCACCGAUGGAUCUUGGUGGAUACGUCUUAUGCGCCCUGUCCCAGCACCCAGAUCUCAUCUGAAGCUCCAUGAAGUCGUGUUUAGCACGGCGGUCACACUAUAGUAACCGGCCUUGACCGGAGGCCUAAAGCCCACGAGGGUGUCUGGCGUGUAGGAAAUGGUAUUUCCUGAACUAAUCCCCGUCCUCCCUCAAAACCGCGCACCAAAACGUUCCAAGGAGAGGACAACACGAAGAUACACGAGAGGCCAAAGCUAAUUCAAGAUGUCUUCCUACUAAGCAAACCUUGUGGCCCAUAGUGGAAUUCAACAGCCGCCUGGGAUAAAUAAACAGCCAAAUUUAGGGGUAGUAUUGAUUCCUCUUUCAUGGAGGGAGGCAGGAAAAGUUGCCCUAAAACUUCUCGUAGCACGUCGUUGACAAUCUGACCGUGGUUUGUGGACGAAAAAAGUGCGGUGGAAAAACAACAGCAAUAUCACCUCAGUCCCCAUCCCCCGUGCUUUCUCAUAGGCUGCCAGCUUAACACUGAUCAUUCUGGCAGUCUGGAAGGUUCGCUUCCUUUUGAACAACCCUACGGCAAACCACUUGAGAGGGAGGACAGCCCUGGCAGCCUGGGAACUAGCAUACUGCGAGGUUGGCGUUGCUGCCCUCGAAGGAACUAGCUUCUUUGAGUUAGGACAAGUGUAAGCGGUGGGUUUCCGAGGCCUUUUAUUCUGGAGCGGCCGUCCAAGCGCAGGGUAACGAGUAGUCAGAGUCGCCUUUGCCAUCAGGAACGCUGGUUUUUCUGUCUGUCUGUUUAAUUAGCAUGAUGCUACCACUAUCAACGCCCAUGUCUCCUCAAUAACAAACUCCGAUAACAUGAACAACAAGUUCUACGAAGGAUUACAACUGUGCCGGAGACGGACAGACUGGUUGUCUUUGAUGACGCCGAUGCCCCCGCCGGCACAGGUCAUGCUGUCUGAGAUAGAGUUCUUCGUUACCAUGGGAUCGACAGCUGCAAUACCAAUAGUCCCAUCAUAUAGGCUUGUAUAUAACAUAAUUUCCUCCUGACCAACACCAUCUUCCGUCUUCCGGUGCGAGAGAUGGCAACGUGGAUGCACCCUCAAUUGCGUCACUGACAUCUACCGAACUAAGUCCUAGUUCGAAAGCGUGGUCAGCGGGACAUGCUCGUAAUUAAGACGAUGGGCGGUGCCCACUGCUGGACGAAUCACCAAGUCGUGAUGUCUGAAAUGAGGCCCAAAUGCAAUCGCGCAGGCGACCGCAAGGUAAGCUAUUAUUGUACAAGUUAGAUCCCCUAUUACCUGAUACGAGUAAAUGUCCAUUGAGUAUUAGCAGCUGCAUGAAUUGCAACCCGGAGGAAAUGCAAACUCCGGAGGUUCAUGUCAAUGCUGAAUCCCAAUAGGGGGAACUGUGGAAUAACUUCAGGGUCAUCGUGAAGGGAGCUCUCGGUCGUGCAAGCCGUCAGAACUAAGACUGGUUUGAUAACUAUGACGAUGUCUGCGCUCUUCUCUCAAAAGAAACACGAAAUACACAUGACCUAAAUCAUCAGCAGCAGCAUCAACAAGGCAACAUACUGCCGGUGCCAACACCUGGUACAGCAGAGAUUGAGGGAGGGGUGCAAAACGAUUGGCUGACUCGCAGAGCCGGGGAGAUACAGGGUUAUACCGGUUGCGGUGAGAUGAGGGAUUUCCUGGCGACAAUCAAAGGGACUAUCAAGGGCCAUCAAGAUGACCGCGCCACUUCUUAGCAAGGGUGGAGCAACGCUUCUGACUGCGAGGUCGCAAAACAUUCAGGGCUUGGCAGCGCGUUUCCAGGACAUCCUCAACAACUUGUCGGCAAUAUGCGAAAAACUAUCGACCAACUUUCCUAAGUGGACACCAACAACGACUUCGAUAGUCCGCCUACUCUCCUUGAGACGAUCAAAACAGGUCAACAACAGUAUAGUGGGAAAGCACGGAAAGCAGACUCAACUUUAAUUGAUGUCCACAGGCAUGGCAGCUCACAAUUGAUAGGAUCCUUAUCUCACCUUUCCAGAUAUGACAACAAGAAGUAUCCCGAGACUUCAAAGAUGUCAUACUCGGCCCAUCUAGGAACGCAAGAGGAUCAACAUCUAUGAUAACCACAGAGGUCUCCCUUCACAACGUCCCAGGAAAAAUUGUCGCCAGUGCCCUAUUUAUUUGGCUGAGCGCCUAUCUGGGGCAGGGACUUCUUUCAGUAGCCCGGCAAGAAUUUCAAAAACGCCAAAAAAUCACAGGCAUGACUUUCGCAGACCCCAACUGCAGCAAAAGUCCCAGAAUAUGAGAAGCGACCCUUACGCCACAUUCGCCGAUCUAAGGAAGGAUUUCGACACAGGAAAUCGUGAGGGACUGUGGAUAUUCCUGCAGAAAUUCGUAUGUCCGGAGCAAUCUUUUCAAAUGAUGAAAUAACGUCACGACGGAAUAAUGGCUCGCGCCAAGAACAGCGGAACAAAAUACGAAGUAUUCACGGUGAUCAGUGGGGGGGGGGAGGAAACAGGACUGCUCACUCACCCCCACCCCCCUCAGCCUCAUGUCCUCCGCCGUGCUGAUGGUUGUCCACCGUACCGUGCGGCCGAGAAUCGACAUGAACUACCAAACCGACGAAAAACUUUCCGACGUCCGCCUCCUGAAAGCGUCUUCGUGGGUUUCAAUGGCCAGUGUUCACGAUCUACUGUACGCCGACGACAGCACGACGGAAGAAGACACGCAGCGGGGUGUGGAGAUCCUCGCCUACGACCUUUCCAAUCCCGACUUUACCAUUACCACUAAGAAGACAGUGCCCUUUUCUUAA